AUGUCGGGGCUUCUUCAAUCCCGAUGGGCCCCUGGGCCAACCGACGACUCCGAAAAACCCACCUCCUCGUCUCGAGCACCUAAAUCCUCCUCCUCCUCCUCUUUCUCCUUUCGAUCGCCUGCUACGACAAAGCCUCAGGGCCAGAAUAUUACCCGCAAUACCUUCACUAGCGCUAGUACCAGUAGCAGUACCCGCAUCGGCACUGGCACUGGCACUGGCACUGGCAGCGGCGGCAACGGCAGCGCACCGAGCCACGCGAACCCAGCGCAGGAACUCUCACGGUUCACGAAGCUCGUCGCGCGACUAAAAUGGAAACUGCCGUUCCUGGAGGAAGCGUAUCAGCGAGCAACGCAGUCCGGGAUGCCAGACACAGACCUAGACCUAGACCCAGAGGACAUAAACUACGCCGCGACGAUGUUCAAGAUCGAUUUCCACGAAUACUACGCCCUCUUGGAGCGCGCGAUCGUGCAUCUCCUCGGCGUCUUUGGCGUCCAGGUCACAUCGACGCCGUCGCGCAAAUGGCGCGGCAAUACAGUAGGCCAGGGCGUGCAGUGGAAUACGACCAUGCCUAUGGGUCCCGGCGGAGCACGACCCGGUGUGGGACACUCCUACCACGCCAAUGUGUUGGAGACGCUUGAGGACCCGACGUGUCCGCUGCAUGAGGUCCUGGGGCUCGGCGAUGUGCGGGAACAGCUGCGGAAGGCCAAGGAGCUGCGCAAUCGAUGGAAGACGGCGGAUAUGUCGGAGGAGGAACUUGAGGGGGAGAGGCGGCGGAGGCCGAUGUUGCCGUUGGAAAGUUAUGAUUUCGAUCAUAUCCUGACGGAGAUUUUCGGUGGGUUGGAAGAUGGGUAUCUUCUUGCGCAGGCGCAUGUCGCCGCAGUGGAUGGAGACAAAGCAAAUGAGAUGGAGAUGGACGGGGGUUGGGAUUUCAUUGUCGAGGCGAUGGAUUGGGAAGCUAUUUGA
Messenger RNA from Aspergillus affinis, 963 nucleotides. RefSeq lists its product as uncharacterized. The transcript has a single exon. Lineage: Eukaryota; Fungi; Ascomycota; Eurotiomycetes; Eurotiales; Aspergillaceae. Bases 1 to 963 code for a protein of 320 amino acids. The record is from RefSeq and is a predicted model, not a curated record.